UAUUCCUAUUUUUUAUUUGGAGAUAAGUCUGAAUUACUUUGCAAUGGUCCAAACCAGAUAAAAUAAAUAAUAUAAUAUUGAGACAUGCAUUUGCGUUUAGUUGACACGAAACGUUUAUCUGAGACACUGUAGUCUAUUAUUUCUAAUGGUUUGAAAUAAAUUUUGGAUUUUUCUCGAAGUAAAAGUCAUUAAGACUUUAGUAAAAUUUUGAAAAAGUUUUUCUUUAGUAUGUGAUUUAUUCGAUUUUACAGAUAAUUUAUGUAAUUAUUAACAGCUAUUUUAAAAUAUAAACAAAUAAUCUCAAAAAAAUUAUGGAAGUCAACAAAGAACCCAAAAAACCGACUCAAAAUCGAAUUUUAAAAGAUGAUCUACCAACAUUCGGCGUUCGUCAUUUACAAGGUCUUGUUAUUUUUUUUGGAAUUUUCUCUGCUUAUUUGAUCAGAGUAAAUCUAUCAGUGGCUAUAGUGGCAAUGUCGCCGGAGAUGAAUUCCACAGAUUAUUUUGAAGAGAAAACUCACCAUAUUAGCACUUUCCAGUGGAACGGAACGACAAAAAGCCUUUUGCUAGCCUCGUUUUUUAUAGGUUACAUGUUGGGUAAUUUCCCUGGAUCAGUGUUGGGAUGUCAUUUCAAUAAUAAAACUCUGCUCUUAUUUAGUACCAUUUCAACUUCGGCACUAGCUUUAGUUACACCACUUGCAGUUACCACGUACGGAGCUACAGCAUUGUUUUUGAUUCGAUUAGUUCAAGGUCUCGUCCAAUCUUUAUUAAUGCCAAUGUGCAAUGGAAUAAUGGCCCGAUGGAUACCGCCAGUUGAACGAGGACGUCUGAUGGGUUUCGUCGUGAGUAGUGUACAGUUGGGUACCAUGACGACGUUAGCUGGAUCUGGCUGGUUGGCUAGCACUCGAGUUGGUUGGCCAAGUAUUUUUUAUGUCGGCGGUACUAUUAAUUUAACGUGGGCAGUCAUAUUUUAUUUCUUGGGUGCUGAAACGCCUCAAGCUCAUGCACUUAUCAGUAGACACGAAAUUAGAUACAUAGAAGAAUCAUUACAAGGCCUGUCUCAUUCUACUAGCAAAGCUAAAGUUACACCCUGGAAAGAAAUAUUUACAUCAUUACCACUUUUGGCACUUACUUCAUCCCAUUUGGGUCAAUCAUUGGGAUUUUGGCUGCUGUUGAGUGAAAUGCCCACGUUCAUCAGUGUUGUUCACAAUUUUAAAAUCAAAGAUAAUGGAAUGCUGACCGCUUUACCGUACCUGACCAUGUUCCUAUUACAAAUUCCAGUAAGUUAUAUAGCAGAAAUAUUUAAUAAACAGCAGUGUAUGUCAGUGACAACAUCUAGAAAAAUGUGGAAUUCAGUUUCUAUGUGGGGUGGUGCAUUUGGCUUAAUUCUAUUGGGAUUUCUCGAUGAAAGUGCCAUUGCUACUAUAGUUCUUUACAUUAGUAUCGUUGCUAUUGGAUGUUGUUGCAAUCUUGGAUUCAAUUUAAACCAUAUGGAUCUUUCACCUAAUUAUGCUGGUUUGUUAAUGGGCAUUACCAACGCAAUAGCAUCUUCUGGUGGAAUAUUUGCACCACUAGUAGUUGGGAUUGUUAUUAAAGACCAAAAAUCUAUUACCCAAUGGCGAUAUGUAUUUUUUACUGGAGCUGGAAUAUUAUUUUUUUCAAACUUAUUUUUUGUAUUGUUUGGUUCAGCUGAAACUCAACCAUGGAAUUCUCUACCAGAAGUAAAGAAGAAGAAUGAACCUGUAAAAAAAGUUUGAUGUUUGUGCUCAAAUUCAACCAGAGAUCCCGAGCUAACCAAAUAAGCACAAAAAUCGUCUAGGAAAACGAAAGAAUAACAUAAAUAUAUUAAAAUGCUUAUUUAUUUAUUCUGAAUGAUUAAAGAUCUAUGUAUUAUCUA
Molecule: messenger RNA, 1894 nt
Organism: Daktulosphaira vitifoliae (grape phylloxera)
Lineage: Eukaryota; Metazoa; Arthropoda; Insecta; Hemiptera; Phylloxeridae
Product: putative inorganic phosphate cotransporter
Exons: 5
Coding region: 312-1754 (480 amino acids)
Biological process (GO): transmembrane transport; monoatomic anion transport
Cellular component (GO): plasma membrane
Molecular function (GO): transmembrane transporter activity
Source: RefSeq, a predicted model, not a curated record